AUGCCAGAGGAUGAUUUUGAUAAAUCAUUUUCAAACUUAAUCUCAAAAUUAGGUCAUCCCGUUGAAGAAAUUCGACUACGUGCACUAGAAAGUCUUCAAGCUAAACUUGAUUUAAAAAUCAUUGCUGAUGUCGACAUACUUCAAUAUAAAUAUUUAUAUAUUAAAUUACUUGAAUGGUUCAAUUUUCCGUCGCCACCAAAACGAGAGGUUGUUCUCGAUAUAAUUUUAAAACUUUCUAAAAAUGAAUCAGCAGCAUAUAAUCUUCAUUCAGUUGGUGCUGUUGAUUUUUUUAAUUCACUCCGAGUUGAUUUAACACCUGAACUCGAGCGUCGUGUUGAUCAAAUUCUUGAAAAUAUUCUUGCACAACAUUCUAUUACACAAUCAUCAUCAUCAUCAAAUCUUAGUCGAUCGAACUCAACAUCAUGCCAACUUGUUCGAUCACAUAUUCAAGCAGAAUCCAGAAAUUCAACAAUAUUACAAUCACCUAUAUUUAAUUUCAGUCAACAUCAACCUGAACUAUCAUUUCAUAGACAUGAAUUCACUUCAACUGGAUCUCAAAAUGUAUCAAAUCAAUCAGGAAUGAAGGGAAUACUAAAAACGACGGCCCCACCAUCGAUUUGUAAUCUAUUGUCAACAUUUGAUGAAAGUCAAAAUGGAACAACGUGCCAAUUUAUUACAUUAUUUCCAUUCAUUCAUUUAACGCAAUCAGAUCGAACUGUUCUGACAAAUUUAGAAAAUGCUCUGCUGUCACGAGAUGAUCCUUUAGUUGUUAUUAGUCACUGUCAUUUUUUAUCGAAUGUAGUUCUGAAUGAUUUUCCUGCAGAACUUUUCUUACAAAGAUCAUUUAUCGUUAAGCGUUUACUAGCUUUAUUAAAUGAAAAUCAUGAUGAUCUUAUUAAAGCAGCACUUUCAUGUUUAAAAGAUUAUGCAAUUAAUUUGCAACGACGAAUUAAAAUUCUUCGUGACCCUGCUUCUUUCUGUCCCAAAUAUAAUUCAAAUUCAGAUGCUUUAAAAGAACAAAUUCUUGAUGAUUUUAACAAUACAUUGACAAGUGCUCGAUCUGUUUCAUCAAUCAGCUCAGCAACAUCCAAUGGUUAUCGUAACCCAUCACAAUGGUCUUUAAAAUAUGAUGAAUCUCCUCAAGUUGAUCAACCAUCAUCAUUUGAUAUACUGGAUUUUUGUUAUGCUCUAUUAAUCGGAACAUUAGAUUUAUUACGUCGAUUAACACUAAAAGAUUGUCUUCAUACAUGUUUACAAUUAAACAAUUCUGUUUGCCAUAUUAUUGAUCUAUUUGUUAAACAUAACUAUGGAACAAUGAAUUUUGAAUACUAUUCCGUCUUAUUCUAUCGUUUACAUUCAUUAAUUAAACAGCAAUUAACAAUAGGCUAUACAUUUCAAAGUCGAACAAUCUAUAUUCAUAGUUUACAUGUUUUUUCAACUCUUUUACAUACAAUAGAAUGGUCUGAGGAGAUAGUUAAUCAAUUACCGCAAGAAUUUAAUGAAUUAGUUUAUUAUAUUUUAAUGGAUGAAUGUUUUAAUUUAUCUUAUCCACAUAUACGAGAACGUUUAUUAUCUAUAGCUGAAAAAUUUGAUAAAGAUAAUUAUCAAGUUUAUACGAAAUCAAAUGAUAUUUGUUGUUCAUUUUCAGCUGCUUGCCAGAUUUUAACCAUGGAUGAAAACAGAACUCAAAAUUAUAUGAAUAUAGUUAAAUAUGCUGAUGAAGCUUUGUUAGGUUUACCUUAUCACUUAAAUUUUAAUGUUGUUAAACGAUUUAUGAAUGUUUGUUCCAAAAUUUCAACAAAUAAUUCGAAAUGUGAUUUAUCUGAAAAGAAUUUUUCGCUUGAUGUUUUAAUUAAAUAUAUGACACAUGAAUCUGCUGAAAUACGUUCUGCAGUUUAUUGUUCUAUAGCAAUGCUCGUUGCAAGUCGUUUGUCUGUUGAAGAAACAGUUAAAACAACCAAUAAAUUGAAGACAAAUUCUACUUUAGCUGCAAAUUUUGAUGAUACCCAAUUUGUAUGUAAUGUUCGAAUAAUAACAGAAUUAUGUGUGAAUGGCAUCAAUGAUUUGGCAUCAAAAGUGUCGGAUUAUUGUCGAUUAGUUCUUCUUCAUCUUCUUCAAUCAAAAUUAUUAGUAUCAAAUGAAUAUUGGAGAAAUUUCAUGGCUAAUAUUGCAAUACUUUUACCACAAUUACAAUGUUAUGCAAAUAAAAUUGAUCCACUUGGUCAAUGUAUUUUGGCGUUGACAUCAGAUACGGAACGAGAAAAAGAAUCGUUACUAACAUUAAAUCAACGUAUUCAAGCAUCACUUCGAUAUUUAUUUUCCAAAGAUAAAGAUGUUCGAAAAACAGGUUAUCGUCAAUGUGUUGGCUAUCUGCUAGCAAAUACUCGUAUAAGACUUGAUGAUUUUUAUCAAUUCUAUCCAGCUGAUAAAUUAUUUGAUCUAUUUGUUAAUGCACAAUCAAUAAAUAACGCAGAAAUCUUAACAAAAGACUAUGUUAAUGUUGAAAGUUUUCUUCGUGUUUAUACAAUAUUUACUGAUCGCAAUAAAAUAGAUGCAAGCGUUCGUAAAUCAGCACUUGAACAAAUGGCAAUGAUGUUAACUGAUCCAUCAUUGCAUUCAUCAUUUCUCAAUCAUGGAGGUUUGGAAAAAGUUCUCGAAGAAUUAAGAUUAAAUCUAAAACGUGAUGACAUUGUUUGCUCAACGGAUUAUACUUCAACUGUUCCAGCGUGUACAAAAAUAAUUCGAUUAUUAAUACAAUAUAAUAGAAAUUUACAAAAGAAAUUUUCAUUAGAUAAUGAAUUACUCAAGCUAUUAUUUAAAAUAACUGUUUGUUGUCACAGUGAUCUUGAAAUUACUUCAAAUCUAACUCAUGCAUUAGUAUUACUACUUUUUGAUCGAAGUCUACACAUAACUUCAUUAUCGGAUCAAGAAUUUCAACAGCAAACAUUUUCUAUUGAUUUUCUUUUGGCUAAAAAUUUUCAAUUUCCUAUGCGUGUUCCAAUUCAAACAUCAACAUCAUCAAUAGUAACCACAGCAUUGAAUCGUCCUGAUCCAUUAAGAGAACCGAUUGUUCAACAAAAGUUCCGAUUUGUUUGGAACACAUUAUGGCAUGGCAAUGUUCGACAACUAGAUCAAGAUAUGGAUACAAAAUCAUUUGAUAAUGAUCAACAAGUCGAAUUUCAAAGUAGUAUGGUAUUAAAUGAAAAUGAUCGAAAGUGUUUUUCAUUAACAUAUACACGACGAACAAUUCGUCUUGAGUUGAAUUUAUUAAAUGAAUCAAAUAAUCACGAAUCCGUUAUUGAAACAUUAAAUGCAAUAAGAUGUCUUCUCUUACUUGUGACACAUGAUAAUGUUCAUUUAAUCGAUUUUAAUCAAUUAGGAGCAAUACUUGAUAAAUAUUUCAAAGUAGUUCCAUCAUCAUGCCAAGAUGAAAAACUUCUUCAAUCAGUAUUCGAACUUCUUGAACAAAUCUCGUAUGGUUUACAUCUAUCAAUAAAAAAUGAUGAUCAUCAAUUUUUUAAUUGGUUUAAACAUAUUCUAUUAAAUCCUUUUAUAUCGUUGGUCGCUUCCAAUAAAGAUUUUGUUGAAUUACGACAAACAAAAAGAGAUCUACUAAAAAAAUUAUUUCGAUUUCUAUCAUCAUUUUAUUCUCACUCAAAUGUAUCAUCGGAGUUUUUCACCGAUAAACUUUUUGCAAAUAUUUUGAAUUAUGUUCGACAAAGUAGUAGCCAUACAUUUUCGAAAUUAACAUUGAUAACUGGUGCAAUGGAUGUUUUACAUCAUAUUACAACAAAAUCGAAAUGGUUUGUCAUAUUUGAUAAUGAAUAUCUUCAACAAAUGACGGAUCUAUUGAUUGCUGUUAUUGAAACGUUUCACGAAGGACGUAAAGAAGCAUCAUCAGGAUUUAUGGCUUAUGCUUUAAUACGAUCAUCGUCUCAAACUUUGUUAAAUGUAAUAUUAGCAAUGAAAAGUACAAUCUCAACAUCAAAUCGUCGACAAGAAAUGUCUCUUUUACAAGAAUGGCUUGAAGCAACUAGAUCAUCGUUUGAUUGGUUGAGAAAUUUAUGGUCUUAUAAAGAUACUGAAAUUCGUGUCACAUCCUAUGCAUUAACAGCAGUUUUUAUUACGGAUGAUUCUGGUCGUGAUGUAUUAUUUUCAUCACAGAAUAGACUUGAAGAAGCACAACUAUUGACGAUUCUUGUUGAUGAAGAUGAAUGUAGUUUAGUUAAAGAACAAGUAUGUAAUGUACUAAUUAAUCUAACUUACACAUUAAUCGAUGAUGAAACUCAAUUAGCAACUGGAAAUUCAAUAGUUACACUUCCAGAAUUAAUAUCGGCUAUUAAUGAUUGUGAUUUUAUGCAACGUAUUGGUUCAAGUGUUUUUUCAAAUCUAUAUCCAUUUGUUGCACUUGAUUUGGAUGCACUUCGAAUGAAUCAAACAACAUCAUCACCUGUUUCACCUCUAUUUCUUGGAAAUUUAUGUUCAUUUCUGUUUAAUUUAAAUAUGCUUGGGGUUCAUCAUGAUACAUUGGAAUUAAUUACAUUACUUCUUUCUUUUCUUGAUGUUCGUCCAUUGGAAUCCGAAGUGAAUCGAAAUGUAACAACACAUGAAUAUCAUUUUUUUCUUGAUAAUAUGUUUUAUAUGUAUACAAAAAUUGCUCAAUAUUUACGACUUACGUUUGAAUCAAAUCCCGAUAUGAUUAAUGAAGCAUUUACCAAUGAAAAUUUAAUUCAAAUCAUUUCUCUUCUUGCUUAUUUUCCUGAAAAUAAUUAUGAUAGAUCAGAAAAUUUUUGGCAAACAAAAAUCAAUCUUGCUCAUUUAAUUAUUCAUAUUUUACUUCAACAAUGUCCAGUACUACAUCAAUUAACAAAUAAUACAAUUGUUCACUUUGCAUCAGAAUUAUUUAGUAUUCUUACUCUACCAUUACAAACCAUGAUCAAUGGUUCGAUUAGUGUUGCCAUAUCUAUUUUACUACAAUUAUUAUCAUUGUCAAUAGCACAAUGUACACUCGAUCAAGAAAAAGAAACAUGGAAGAAAUUUUUUGAUCAUUCAACCGAUAAAAAUGGAAUCAAAAUUUUAAAUCAACUAGUUUUAAUCUAUGAAAAUCGACUUAAUACAGAAUCGAAUGAUACAUUGAAAUUGACUGUAUCAAAUAUGAUUAAAUCAUUAUUAAAUAUUAGUGUAACAGCUAAACAAGAAGCUAUCGACAGCGGUUUUAUUGAGUCUCAGAUAGAUCAUCUUAAACGUAUUCAAACAAAAUUAACUCUAUUUUCACUUCAAUCAGAUAAAUGUGUGAGCAAAGAUGAUGUACUAAUUGAUGAAUGUGUUCAAGUUUUAUCUAUUCUUAACAAUCUAUCAUUUGAUUGUCCUUCUGCUAAAGAUAUUCUUUCGUCAAGUGGUUUAAUUCCAUUUCUUCAUCAACUUUGGUGUUGGGCUAUCGUUGAUAUUCAAUUAUUAAAUGUUCUUCUUCUUCUUCUAAUAACACUAACUGCAAAACAUCGAAAAGGUUGUGUCAGUGUGUGUAGUACAGUUCUUCCAUCGACAAAUGCAUUAGUUGUUCAAAUACCUGAUCAACAACGUCCACUGUCAAAUUUACUUUCCUAUAUUCUUCGUCUUAUAACAAAAGCAUCAUUAUCAGCGGCAGCAAAUAAUAAUACUACUUCAAGCAAAAAUCAAACCAUUGAAAUGGCCUUCGACGUGUUACAGAAUUGUUCACUUGAAAUUGAAGGACGAAGUAUUGUGUAUAAAUUAAAUUUUUUUCAAAUGUUUAUUGAUCAUUUUGAACGUGUAUCACGUGAUAUUAAUCGAUUUGAUCGACGUUUUCUUGAUGUUAUUAUUAAUGUAUCAUUUUUUACUGAUGGACAAACUAAUUUACUUAAAAGUGCCGAAAUAUUUGCUAUUAUAAUUCGUCUUGCUCAAGCAUCUUCAUCUGCUAUUUUACAACGGCAAGCUCUUCUCAUUCUUCGAAAUUUAGCUUUCUCUUCAACGAAUAAAGCAAGAAUUGUAGCUGAACCUAAAUCUAUUCCAACGAUCAUGUCACAUGUUCUUUCAAAAACAUCCGAUACAGCUUAUAUUGGACUAACUGCAUUGUGGGCAUUGAUUGUCGAUGCUCAAAAAGGAAAAGUCGCUGUUCGAAGUAGCAAUGUAUUACCGGCUCUAUUCGAUGUCAAAACUCAACAACGGAACAAAGAAAAUCUAUUGUGCUACCAUGCUGUAUCAAAUGUUAUUCAAUUAUUAACAGAAGAUUAA
Molecule: messenger RNA, 6249 nt
Organism: Rotaria socialis
Lineage: Eukaryota; Metazoa; Rotifera; Eurotatoria; Philodinida; Philodinidae
Source: the annotation of a GenBank genome assembly